Messenger RNA from Adineta steineri, 739 nucleotides. Lineage: Eukaryota; Metazoa; Rotifera; Eurotatoria; Adinetida; Adinetidae. The record is from the annotation of a GenBank genome assembly.
AGCAGUACUACGACGAGUAGUAGCAGUACCACCAGUAGUACUACUACCAGUACCACAAGCAGCAGUACUACAAGUAGCACUACUACCACGACCUCCACUAGCAGUAGUACUACUACGAGCAGCAGCAUUACUUCAAGUAGCACGACUACUACCACUAGUACUACAACAAGUAGCAGCAGUACCACAAGUAGUACUACCACGAGCAGCAGUAGUACCACAAGUAGCACUUCUACUACCACCACCACUAGCAGUACUACAACAAGCAGUAGCAGCACCACAAGCAGUAGUACCUCAAGUAGCACCACUACAAGUAGUAGCAGUACUUCAAGUACUACUACUACCACUACCACUACCACUACCACUACGACCAGCAGUACUACAAGUAGCACUACUACCACGACCACCACUAGCAGUACUACUACUACCACCACCACAAGUACUACAACAAGUAGCAGCAGCACCACAAGUAGCACCACUACUACCACUAGUACCAAAACAAGCAGUAGCAGUACUUCAAGUAGUAGUACUACUACUACUAUCACCACCACUAGUACUACAACAAGUAGCACUAUUACCACGACCACCACAAGCAGUAGUACAUCAAGUAGUACCACUACCAGUAGUAGCAGCACUUCGAGUAGCACCACUACUAGCAGUAGCAGUACCACAAGUAUUAUCCAAACGACUGAUGCUGAAAGCACAACACAAGUUCACAAAGAUGAAUUUAUUUCAACAGUAA